Gryllus bimaculatus (two-spotted cricket) is the source of this 1213-nucleotide messenger RNA. Lineage: Eukaryota; Metazoa; Arthropoda; Insecta; Orthoptera; Gryllidae. The record is from the annotation of a GenBank genome assembly.
AGCCGAUACCAGCGCCCACCUCCACGAGCGCCGAGAGGGCUGCAGCUGGGCCCAGCGAAGAGCCAUGGGGAACUCCAGCUCCGCCCCCAACGCCCCCGACGCCUGCGUCAAAUGGCAGACCAUGCCGAACACCGCGGAGGAUACCAUCCGGUACCUCAUGCGGCUGUUGGAGUGCCCCGUGUGCCUGGAGCCCAUGAGCUCACCCAUCGAGCAGUGCCCUAACGGGCAUUUCCUCUGCCAUGAGUGCCGCGCUGUGACGGAGACCUGCCCGACGUGCCGCAGGCGCCUCAAGGGCUACCGCAACCGGCUGGCCGAAGAGUUCUCCAAGUACUUGCUGGCCGUCCAGUGCCCGUUCAGCCUUUUCGGCUGCACCAAGACGGUCUUCCCCAAGGACCUCAAGGUUCACCAGGAGGGCUGCUGCUUCCGCCCCUACGAGUGCAAGAUCUGCAAGAGCCAACUGCCGCUCGCCAACAUACAGCAUCACUUCUCCACGGUGCACCCGCUGCGCAUCUUGGCCCUGCCGGUGCUGCUGGACGUGGAGCUGGACACCAGCGGCCGAGGCCACUCCGUCGGGUGCGCCAUCAUCGCCGCGCACGGCCGCCUCUUCUGGUUCUGGCGCCACCUCACCGAGUUCUCGCUCUUCGUGGGCGUGCAGAACUGCGACGGCGCGCCGCCGCCCGCCCCCACCCCCACCGACACCACCGCCGCCGCCGCCGCCGCCACCAACGAGGAAGCGCCGACUUUCAUGUACCGCGUCAAAAUCUCCGACACCAACGGCCACCGCGAGCUGUGCUUCACGGGGCCCGUGCACCCGGACGGCCCGGGCCAAAGCGAGCUGGUGGAACAGGGCAAGUGCUUCGGCGUGUCCAGGCGCUUCCUGCUCAACCUGCUCGACAGCGGCGUGCUGCAGAUCAAGUUGAACGUCUACGCCGCGAGGCAAACCGCCAAUGCUUAAUCGUUGAUUUGUUGAGUUAUGAAUGUGGCUUUUAAAUGCUAUGAAAGACUGCGGGUCCACUGGGAGAAAUAUGGUGAAAUGAAGAAUAAGUGAAAAUCAGAGGCGGAAAGUGGUGAAGGAACUAAAGGGAAAACGUUUCACGAAAAGGAAAGAAAAAAAGAAUUUUAGACCAUCAAAAUGGUGUAUUUAUUAAUGCUUCAUAUUAACGAUGUAUUUUUUUAUAAACUUCAUAUAAUUUUAGGGUAAUGUACAACUAUU